Molecule: messenger RNA, 5035 nt
Organism: Chelmon rostratus (copperband butterflyfish)
Lineage: Eukaryota; Metazoa; Chordata; Actinopteri; Chaetodontiformes; Chaetodontidae
Gene: gpr61
Product: G protein-coupled receptor 61
Exons: 2
Coding region: 371-1789 (472 amino acids)
Biological process (GO): G protein-coupled receptor signaling pathway
Cellular component (GO): endosome; signaling receptor complex; plasma membrane
Molecular function (GO): G protein-coupled receptor activity
Source: RefSeq, a predicted model, not a curated record
CUGAGGUAUGUCAUCGACCGAUCACCACACACACCUGCCCUGCCAGCGGAGCGUGUGCGCGGGCAGAUGCGUAUCUGUUUCUUGGGUGGAAGUUAGGAUGCUGGAAAGGUGGGACAAGGAUCUGUACAACUGGAGCUCAUAUCGGAGAGAGGAGCACACCUUCACUAAAAGAUACAGGGAAUUGGGUGAAACCUCUUGUGAUCGUCUGCUGAGCUCCACCCCGAAGUCUACCGGGGUCAGGGUCCGCUCAGCCCCAGCCGCCAUGACAGACAACACCGCCUGAGCUUCUCAGUGACACCCUAUGACAGGGGAGGAUGGGUGAUGGGCCCGUGAAAUUCAGCGGCCUCUCUCCUCCUUAUCCCAUCCUCUCAUGGAGCAUCCUGUCACACCGAGCCCCUCCUGGAACACUUCUCUCUCCGGCCUCUCCACCUUUCCAGCCUCACUGCACCCGAAUAUCUCUAACGUGACCCCGCCCGUCGCAAGCGUCCGAGGCGGGGUGGACCUGAACCAGUCCUUGGCGCUGUGUGCUAUGCUCAUCAUGGACGUGCUGGCAGUGGUGGGGAACUUGGCCGUGAUGAUUGUCAUCACCAAAACUCCACAGCUGCACAAGUUUGCCUUCGUGUUCCACCUCUGCCUGGUGGACCUGCUGGCAGCGCUAGUGUUGAUGCCUCUGGGGAUGCUGUCAGACCGGAUCCUGGUGGACGAGGCGCUGUGUCGGAGCUACCUCUGCUUGAGCGUGUGUCUUGUCAGUGCUGCUAUCCUCACCAUAUGUGCCAUCAACGUGGAGCGCUAUUACUACAUCAUCCACCCCAUGCGUCAUGAGGUGAAGAUGACAGUGGGGGUGGUGGUGAUGGUGCUUGUGGGAAUCUGGAUUAAAGCCGUUGUCAUGUCAGUGCUGCCUCUCCUGGGAUGGCUGCUCCAGGGGAACCCGAGUCUGGGGACGACUUCAUUCCUCGUUCAGGGUCAGAGACGCUGCUCCCUCCACUGGACAGGAGGCAGGACCACACGGCUGCUUUUCAUGGUCUUCUUUACAUUCAUCUAUUUUCUGUGCCCCAUGCUGAUCAUUCUGGUGGUCUACUGCAACAUGUUCAAGGUGGCGCGAGUUGCAGCCAUGCAGCACGGCCCCCUCCCCACUUGGAUGGACACACCGCGACAAAGGUCCGAGUCCAUCAGCAGCCACUCCACCAUGGCAGCCAGCCUCGGCGGAACUGGUGCCCGCACCACCCCUCAGAGGACCUUCAGUGGCGGGAAGGCCGCCGUGGUCCUUGUGGCAGUGGGAGGCCAGUUCCUCUGCUGCUGGCUGCCAUAUUUCUCCUUCCAUCUCUACUCGGCUGUGGCGUCUACCUCUCCCGUCUCGCUGGCCCAGCUGGAGGACGUGGUCACAUGGAUUGGCUAUUUCUGCUUCACCUCCAACCCCUUCUUCUACGGCUGCCUGAACCGGCAGAUUCGCGAGGAGCUGGGCCGCCACCUGGCUUGCCUCUUCAAGCGGGCUGGGCCCGGCGAAGGGGAGCAGCUGCCCAGCCGUGAGGCCUCUAUUGAGGAGAACUUUUUGCAGUUCCUUCAGGGUACGGGAUGCAAUCUGGAGCCCUGCAACUCUCACAGCAGAGCCAGCCCAGAGGAGCCGGAGACCGAGGGUCGUCCCGAAUCAGCUGUUCAGCAGAACACGCCAGCUGACUUCCACAUCCCAGGGCAGAUCCUCGAGGAAACCUCAGAGUUCAUACAGCGGCAACAGCUGAACAAUGAGCUACAUGUAUCAGAGAACUGCUGCAAAACUGUACCGGAGCUGUAGCUGCCUCUCAUGUACUGUCCCUGCCAUCUAUGAUACAAUAAAUAUACUUAGUUUUAUUCACAUUUUCUAAAAUGUGUUGAAUUAAUCUUGUUCGUGCUGCAGCAGUGCUUUUAAGCUACACAUCUAGUGAACUGCAAACCUGGUUUCUCCUUUGAAGAAUUAAAGUUAUGUAGCUUUCAUAUUCCCAUCAGUCCUCAGAAGCCAUGACGCUGCAGCAUUACAUGUUUUGAGAGCCACACAGUGUCAGGCUGUUUUCUGUGUGAUGUUAAUAGAUUGACACUAAACCCUCGUGCUGAUCGCAGGUCAGCGGAGGGACAAACAUCGCACAAACAUAAAGAAGUGCUGAAACUCUUCAGGUGGAACACAGUUUUCACGGUUUAUGGAAAACUACAAGAGCCAUUACAAGACAUUUUUAAAUGAAGACAGAAACGUGUAGUUUUGAUAAGCUUUCCUUUAACGAUUCAUUAAAAGUUGGGUUCUUCAUCAGACAUUAGAAUAUAAUGUACAGUACAAACUAAGCCAUAACACAUCAUCAUGACUCCAUCAAAAAUACUGUACUUCCAUUUGUAUUUUCCCUCUUCUGGAUCUUUUUGCCAAUCAGAUGGCAAAAUAUUGCCUCUUUUUUGUCUUUUAAAGCUUGAAGAAGCCCCAUGACAAUCAGCUCAAACCGAUUCAGUGAUAAAGCUCUUUCUACGUGACUAAACAGACACCAGAACCAUUUAGGUUCAUCUCCAACAAAGUGUUAUUGUGUAGAGCUGUUUGUUGGGAGAAAGACUUGAGGAGGGGGUAAAAAGAACAAAAGGUUGUCAGUUAUUGUAGCUGUCCCUGCCAGUUUGUUAAGCGAGUUAAGACGAGGCUCUGUUUCCAUCAAUGCGCAUUUAUUCCAUGCUCUGAGCCAUUUUCUGAAACAAACUGUGGUUCCAUUUGAAAUAUUCAUUGUGUUGAAGAGGCUCAUUUCACAGCUGGUGCUGCUGCUGGUAUUUAUAAUAAACAGGCUGACACACCAGUGUAUUUUUAGCCAUUUUCCAGGAACAUUAUUAUCAUGUUUAUCUGUUCUAAGUCUUGUGAUUAUCACCUCCUCACCGAAAUCAUCUCACAUUGGUAGACUCGUGAUUUCACCCCCUUCCACUCAAGGAAGAACAUUGUGAGUGGUUUCAUUUGUACGACAGUGAUGGAGUUCAUUUGAGCGCUGCGAAAACAUUGCCGCACGAAAGCCGCCGGUUUGCUGAAAUAAGGCUCGAUGUGGAUAGACUCGGGACGCCGCGACCGGUCCCCGUUACCCCGAGUUGUCUGUGCUGUUUACAGGUAAACACAGGCGCAGUGCGAGUGCUCUUGUGUUUGUGCUUUAAACAACCAGGCUUGUUGUGGCUACACAGCACACAGGUGAGACCAUGCUUACACAUGGCAAGCUUUGCCUUUGGCCUCAUUUGGCAACAAAUGGAAAACACUGGUGAUACUUUCUCUGAUCUCAGGUGGAAUACAAACAGUUUGCACACGUCACACGAGCGGUGACAAAUGUUCCAAAGAAAAUUACAAGGCACAAAUCUCUUACUAAACACUUUUUUUGGGUCUCUUUUUAUACUUGCUCUCUCUCUUGCUGCCUUCAUCUAUUUUGAACUGCCUCAUAGUGGACUGUUGCCGUGAUCACAAGACUCCACAACACCAGGCGCACAGGGAAGGCUCAUAUUUUGCUGGGAGUCAGAACAAAAAGGUCUUUUUGUCGGGGGGGAGGGGGACAUAAUGUUCUUAAUUUUCUUUGCAAUAUGACCUUGUUGUGGACCGCUUUUCAGAUGGGGUCGUCAUGUCAUCUUGUUUUAAAUGUUCCUCUUGAGUCAAAAGAUGGUGCAGUAAUGUGAGGCCCAAAUUUAGCUGAGUGGAUAUAAAAUAAAACAGUGAGCACAAGACGAUAUCACUGCUGCAAUCUACAUCCAAUAUGUAUGCUUUUUCAAUUUAUCUUGAUCAGUAAUAUUAAAACCACAAAACACACUAAGUAUUACUGAUAUAUGAUUUUAUGUUAUGAAGUAACAUAUAUCUACCUUGAAUGAUUACACCAGCAUACAGAUACAGGGGUUUAAUCUCCAUGGAUCAGGGGUGCCCAAACCUUUUCCCUCUGAGGGCCAAAAAAACUGGUUUACUGGUCAGCCACAGGCCAAAAGCAGACACAUAUUGCACUGUAUUGUGUUGUUAAGAUGCAAACUGGUCCUAAAAUCCCAAAUUCCCUUAAUUGACUUCCUGCAUCACUUUGACCGCUGUGCUCAGAUUAUGAAAAAAGAGCAUUUUUACCUUCAAAAAAAAUAAAACAGCAUGAACAGUCAUUUAUAGUAUAAUUUUGUUUUUUUCAGUAGAAACAUCUGGCAGGCCAAAUCAAACCUCCAAGUGGCCCCCACUUUUUGCCAGCCCUGCUUUAAAUAAUCUCUAAUCUCUCCACAUUGAGCAUUAUUGAUCAUCUCCUCUCUAUGGCACAUUGUUGUAUUAAAUUCACUACUAUUUCACACAGUCUGGGGUCAUUACAAAGCCCUUAUGUUGAGAGUGAUCGAUCUGCCCUGCACUUGGGUGGAUCUCCGUUACCGUAGCAGCAAAAUUGCCAAGACCAAUCUUAUUAAAUGCUUUAAGCUUUAUUUCUGCCACCAUCUGUUGAUCACAAGGAUGAAGAAAUAAGCUGUUCUGAAGGUGAAGGCAGAUAAUAUUCCUAACUUGACGGCCACAGUUACUUGAUAUGUUCAUUAUUUCUCUGUAUCUGUAUUUUUUUCUUUUUUGUACUUGAGCUGAAAACACUGUUUGGAUUCUUCAUUAUUAGGGUUUGUUUUUCCGUUGUGAAGAUUUCCCUGUGUGUUGGUUACCCAUCAGUUGAUUAAAGACACAGCAAGAAGAUUCACUUGACUGUCAUGGUUGUUGUCGUAGCCUAGUUACUAGACAUUUUCAGAUAAAUAACCACAUCUAUCUCACUCCCAUCAAUCACCUCUUCCCCUCCUGCCCUCUAAUUGCCUCCUCCAUGUGUAUGUGCAUGUGUGUGUGUGUGUGUGUGUGUGCAGACAGAGGAUGCAGCGUCACAGAGGUGAAAUGAAGCACUGAGAACAGGAUGAAAGAGGAGUGACAUUUGGAGGAAGGCAGGAUGCUGAAGCUCAGUCAGCGGGGGGAGGUUGUGAAUGGCACUGUAAUGUUCAAUAACAGAACGCUGACCCAACUCCCUGGUUGACCUUUGACCACAACUUCAGGCUCCACACAAUGUAAAAACACCUCAACUUU